ACUCACAGCAGUCACCCAACGCUUCUGGUCUCGACUCUCGACUCUCAAGACUCUAACAAGAAAGCAAAGCGACGUUAAAAGCGAGGAAAGGCAAAUUUUAGGAUCAAGAAGGAGGUAGAGACAAAUCGAAGAAUGGAAGCCAAAGGAGGAGGAGGAGGAGGAGGAGGCGCAGGAGGGAUGAGGCGAGUUCAUAUCAUUUACUUUCUCAGUCGAAUGGGUCGAAUCGAGCAUCCCCACCUCAUCCGUGUUCAUCACCUGAGUCGAAAUGGCGUCCAUUUGCGAGAUGUUAAGAGAUGGCUUUCGUUUUUGCGAGGAAAAGACAUGCCAGAUUCUUUUGCUUGGUCGUACAAAAGGAGAUACAAGAUGGGUUAUGUAUGGCAAGACUUGAUGGACGAUGACCUCAUAACUCCAGUCGCAGAUAAUGAAUACGUCCUCAAAGGAUCCGAAAUCCCCGUCGUCCCCUUUUAUAGCUGUUCAUGCUGUGAAAAGAAAUCUUUAACACAAAAAACCGAUGGUGAAAAACUGGAACCCAAGAUAGAAAUCCCUCCCAGGACCACUGAAAUCGAGGAAGAAAGCUUAGAACCGCUCAACUCGAAAACGUCGACGGUGACGGACGACUCAACCAAAUCGAAUUCAGGCUUCACGCAUGAAGAGAAGCAGCAGGAACCCAAGGAGAAGAUUGACGAAACGUUGUUGCCCGGAUCAUUGCUGAGAAAGAAGAGCAAGAAGAACAUAGACAAGGCCGAACCAGCACCAGCAGCAGUAGCGUCGACGAGAUCUCCGUUACUGAAGAGCAAGAGCUACUCGAGCGGAGCUUCUCUCGUGUUUCGAAACCUAAUGGCGUGCCGUACAGUGGACACGAACGAUUCAGUGGUGGUCAGUCGGGUUCAUGAAGCUUCCAGGAAUCCUUCCUCUGAAGCAAAGAUCUGUAAAGAGAAGAAGAUGGGUGGGUCCGAGAGGAUCCUUGUUGGUAGUGCAUGGAACCAACAACAACACGACAACGACAUAACAAUUUGGACAGAAGAGAAGAAUGCGAAGAAGACGACGAGUGAAUCAAAUCAACCCACAAAUCAGAAAACUGGCCAGCAGCUGUACUGCUUACAAGCCAGUCGUCGCCGAGACACAUUGCUCUAAGUGAACAAUGAGCUGCGAUAAUAAAUUGAAGAUAACAGUACGGUUUGCAUGAAAUUUGGUGGGGUUGCAGAAGACCUGUAAAGGAAUGAAAGCCUCAAGCAAGAAUGGAAGUUCUACCUUGUACGAGCUGCCACAACUGUCGUACAGUUCUGGCUCAGAAGAUGUCGGUCAUCCUUCCUUGCAAAGACCAAAAACAAACCUCUCGUUCCACGAAGAAGAUUUCUUUUUACGGACGCAUUAGAGGUCAUGAAGGGAACUGGAGUUGAGGGUGUUCAUUGUGACAGCUUUUUUCUUUAAUUCUUUCUUUUAAGAAAAUGAUGUUGCAGCUUCGAGAAGAAACAACGAAUUGGGAGAAAUGCAAUUAUAGUAU
Molecule: messenger RNA, 1504 nt
Organism: Nelumbo nucifera (sacred lotus)
Lineage: Eukaryota; Viridiplantae; Streptophyta; Magnoliopsida; Proteales; Nelumbonaceae
Product: protein SOSEKI 1-like
Source: RefSeq, a predicted model, not a curated record